AUGUGGACGAAGCAAGAUUGGUUGGCAGUGGUUCUUCAGACGCAGGUCAUAGACUUCUUGGAGUCUCAAGCGGCAGAUGAAGACCAGCCGGAAGUGAUGAGCCUGCCAGAUAAGCGGGCGAAAGCGCGGCGCACACAGGAUAGAAGCAAGAGGCAAAAGCUUGAUGUGCAAAUGCCACAGAACCUGAAACUCAACGCGCUAUGCAGCCAUCUCGGCUUGCGUGUGAUUCCCAGGAACAAGUUUAAGGAGCAGCAACGCAAGAAUUACAUUGCGUCUGCGCAAGCGCACUUUAUGAAGAUCAAGUAG
Molecule: messenger RNA, 306 nt
Organism: Sphaeroforma arctica JP610
Lineage: Eukaryota; Ichthyosporea; Ichthyophonida
Exons: 1
Coding region: 1-306 (101 amino acids)
Source: RefSeq, a predicted model, not a curated record